UUUUCCCACCACUAUCAACCAAACAAAAAACACCAAACAAACGCCUAUACAUAGAAAGUAUUUUAUUAGUUGCUAAAGAAACAUAAAAAAAAUGAAUUCCAACAUGAAUAUGAUGUCCAUGGGUGGGCCACCCAUGAUGCAAGUGAUGCAAUCAUCUCCACAACCCAUGAUGCCGGGAUCGGGAUCUGGUCCCGUCCCCGUCCAGCAUCAGCAGCAGCAACAACAACAACAGGCUGAGAAACUCGACAACAUAUCAAAGGUUAAAAGCCUGUUGGCCCCCUUGCGGGAGUCGAUGUUCCUGACAAUUCGUUCAAGUGCCUUUACUCUGCAACAAAAUAAUCUUGCCGAUAAUUUGAAACGGGAUACUACAGCUCACGGUCAUCAUAACCCGCGGUUCGAUAAGCACUUGGAGGAUUUCUAUGCCUGCUGCGAUCAGAUUGAGUUGCACCUGAAAACGGCGAUGCAAUGCAUGCAACAACAAAACUCCUCCAACCACUAUCUGCCGGGAAUGGUCACACCCAUGCGCAUGGAGAGCUUUAUUACAGACAACGCUGGACCUAUUCCAUAUCCCACGUACUUAAACACUGUGCGAGUGCAUGUUCAGUCAGCAAAGGAUAUACAUGAUACUCUAAUUAGUGCAGCUCAAAAUAUUUCGCAAGCUGAUUGAUAAUGGCCCAUUGUAUAAGUUUAAGUUUCGUCAUUAAAAUUUUAUUAUAAAUAUGUAUACAUAUGUAAAUUACAUACAGAA
Messenger RNA from Drosophila willistoni, 748 nucleotides. It is a transcript of the gene ix, whose product is annotated as mediator of RNA polymerase II transcription subunit 29. The record is from RefSeq and is a predicted model, not a curated record. Gene Ontology annotation, molecular function: transcription factor binding; transcription coregulator activity. The coding region runs from base 92 to 667 and encodes 191 amino acids. Gene Ontology annotation, cellular component: mediator complex. NCBI's taxonomy places the organism in Eukaryota, Metazoa, Arthropoda, Insecta, Diptera, Drosophilidae. The transcript has a single exon. Gene Ontology annotation, biological process: regulation of transcription by RNA polymerase II.